UAUAUCAAAGCACUCGUCAUCAUCAAAUUUCACAUACAUAAAGAACCACAAGGGGAAGACGAGGGCAGAAAGCAAGAGAAAAUGGAAGGAAUACAUCACAGACUGGUGAAUGUGAAUGGCAUAACCAUGCACGUAGCCGAGAAAGGUAAAGGUCCGGUCAUCCUCUUCCUUCACGGCUUCCCCGAACUCUGGUACACUUGGAGGCAUCAGAUUCUUGCUCUAAGCUCACUCGGUUACCGCACCGUCGCACCGGACCUCCGUGGCUAUGGCGACACCGAGGCUCCCCCGUCGAUUACCAGCUACUCUUGCAUGCACAUUGUCGGCGACCUCGUUGCACUCGUCGACUCUCUCGGAGUGGAACGAGUGUUUUUGGUGGCUCAUGAUUGGGGCGCCUUUUUUGGAUGGUACCUUUGCUUGUUCCGUCCCGAUCGAGUAAAGGCUUUCGUCAGCCUCAGCGUCCCAUUCAUGCCGAGGAAAUCAUUGAAGCCUGUUGAGAGCAUGAGGCUUUUCUUUGGAGAUGAUUACUAUAUUUGCAGAUUUCAGGAACCUGGAAAGAUCGAAGCAGAAAUAGCUCAUUAUGGAACUUCAAACGUGCUAAAGAGCAUCAUUUCUAGUCGAAAACCAGGUCCACCUUGCUUGCCUAGAGACAAUGCUUUUGGUAUCAAACCAGAUACCCCAAUUGCCUUACCACCAUGGUUCUCACAAGAAGAUCUUACUUUCUACACCAACAAGUUCAAUCAAAAGGGCUUCACUGGUGCUUUAAACUACUACAGAGCUUUGGAUUUAAACUGGGAAUUGACAGCAGCAUGGAGUGGUACACAAGUGAAAGUGCCAGUGAAGUUCAUUGUGGGGGAUAUUGACUGUGUUUAUACCACACCAGGGAUGAAGAAAUAUGUAGAGAGUGGUGGCUUCAAAGGAGAUGUACCCUUGUUGGAUGAAGUUGUGGUCAUGGAAGGUGUUGGUCAUUUCAUCAACCAAGAAAGGGCUGAUGAGAUUAACUCUCACAUUCUUGAUUUCAUCAAAAAGAUCUGAUUCUGCUUUGUUUAUGUGUAAGCUGAAGAAUGCAUGCUUUGUUCUCUCUU
Hibiscus syriacus is the source of this 1082-nucleotide messenger RNA. RefSeq names its product epoxide hydrolase A-like. The transcript is spliced from 3 exons. The record is from RefSeq and is a predicted model, not a curated record. Gene Ontology annotation, molecular function: epoxide hydrolase activity. NCBI's taxonomy places the organism in Eukaryota, Viridiplantae, Streptophyta, Magnoliopsida, Malvales, Malvaceae. The coding region runs from base 82 to 1032 and encodes 316 amino acids.